GUACAAAAACCGCUUUUAUGAAAAAGCGUUAGCAUAGGAAGUGUGUAGGCUGAUCGCACCAUAUGUGUGUGAUCAACUGGUAUAAAUUUAAAAUAGGGACCAGUGUUUGGGUUUGAUCACUCGCAGAACUUUCCUUACAGAUUACUGGAGGUACUUUUGUAUGUGAACUCCUGUCUGCGAUUGCAUUUAUAACUAAACGAAGAGUUUAAAAAAACUUUUUUAAUUUUUUUAAAGGAGCCUGUGUUCUUCUCAUAUUUCCCCAACUGGACUUCUUGUAUACCACUCUGUGCAAAAGGAUCUCUCCCCCCUUUCAACAUUUUUUGGGCGAGCUAACCAGGAGUAAGUGACCAUUGCUGCUGGGAGGACCAUCGCCCACUGUGUUUGCACAUCAAAUUAACAAGGUCUCUCUCCAUUCUCAUACUAGGAAGGCCCCGGGAGGCAGUUGACGGAGGGGGAUCCAGAACACCUUGCCAGUUGCAGUAAGGGAUUGGGGUACGUAUCAAGGUUCAUAAGAGGACAUGGAACCAACCAAGGUGGACAGGUCCAUUCCAGGUGACGAUGGCAAGCCCGACGGCGGUUAGGGUCGCGGAGAAGUCUGGAUGGAAACAUCUCUCCCAUUGCCAGUGGAUGAUGGAGCCAAAGGAGGACAUGGAAUCAGAGGAGGUAGCCGAGACCAAAAGGCUGAAGCAGAAGGGGCCUAGACCAAAAGGCUGAAGCAGAAGGGGCCUAGACCAAAAGGCUGAAGCAGAAGGGGCCUAGACCAAAAGGCUGAAGCAGAAGGGGACUAGACCAAAAGGCUGAAGCAGAAGGGGACUAGACCAAAAGGCUGAAGCAGAAGGGGCCGAGACCAAAAGCCCGAAGAACCAACUGUUACACAUGAUCAGGAGGGUUCUAUUGUAAAUAACAGGAAAAAGGGAAGUAGGUGCAGGGGUAAAAUACCAUGGUGUGUGUCGAUAGCGUCUCUACUACUGAUUCUAGGGUCGGCCAGUGGGGAUACUACUAAUUCUUUGGUAUCCUUGGUUGACAUUACUGGGUAAGCAGACCUCACCAAAUGGGACUCAAGUGUGGAUUUUUCUUUCAGAAACCAGGCUCAGCUAAAGAAUUGUUUGGUUCGAUGAUGACACCUACGGGUGAGAAUGAACAGGUGAUGUGGAUUGUUGUAUUUCAUACGAAGGGAUAAGGAUAAGACAAGUAAAGAGUAAGUAAAAAGGGAAUUGUACCUUAGGAGUUUUUUUCUGGGACAACCACUCAAGGAUCCCCAGGGAAAGAAUGUCUCACUGGGACUGAAAGAUGCAGUUCUCUGGGGUGGAUGUUAGGCUGGUUCCCUACUAAACUCCUAAGGAAAGUGGUUUAAAAUGAUUUGGCCAAGAACUACCAGGACCCAAGUAGGAGGGGUGUUAAGAAAGGCAAUUGAAUGUAUGUAUCCUGCUAAAAAUGUGUGGAUUGAGAAUUUAGGGACAACUACUGUAGAGCCUGUUUUGAUUGGUAUAAGGAAUGGUGGUGUGCCACCCCUGUGUGUUUGCAAUAAUGGCUCACUUCCUGUUGGGGUAACGACUACUUGCGGGAAUUACUCAAGACUACUGCCAGAUCAAGAACUGCAUAGAAGGAAUUUCUCAAAUUAGGGUACAUGGCAUUUGGUUGAUGCAGCAAAACAGAUUACAGGUGUUAGUUUUAAAAUGCUUAACAAGGGUAUGGGAUCACCUUGGGGAAAGAUGUGGAUGUGUGGUGGGAAUGCUAACCAGGGUAUGGGAUCACCUUGGGGAAAGAUGUGGGAAUGCUAACCAGGGUAUGGGAUCACCUUGGGGAAAGAUGUGGGAAUGGUAACCAGGGUAUGGGAUCACCUUGGGGGAAAGAUGUGGAUGUGUGGUGGGAAUGCUGUAUGUAUGGGAUCACCUUAGGGGAAAGAUGUGGAUGUGUGGUGGGAAUGCUAACCAGGGCAUGGGAUCACCUUGGGGAAAGAUGUGGAUGUGUGGUGGGAAUGCUAACCAGGGUAUGGGAUCACCUUGGGGGAAAGAUGUGGAUGUGUGGUGGGAAUGCUAACCAGGGCAUGGGAUCACCUUGGGGAAAGAUGUGGAUGUGUGGUGGGAAUGCUAACCAGGGCAUGGGAUCACCUUGGGGAAAGAUGUGGAUGUGUGGUGGGAAUGCUAACCAGGGUAUGGGAUCACCUUGGGGGAAAGAUGUGGAUGUGUGGUGGGAAUGCUAACCAGGGCAUGGGAUCACCUUGGGGAAAGAUGUGGAUGUGUGGUGGGAAUGCUAACCAGGGCAUGGGAUCACCUUGGGGAAAGAUGUGGAUGUGUGGUGGGAAUGCUAACCAGGGCAUGGGAUCACCUUGGGGAAAGAUGUGGAUGUGUGGUGGGAAUGCUCAUCUCGACCCUCCUCUCCAAAUGGAGAGGUUGUUGUUGUUGUUAUCUGGGUGAGACUGUUUUAUCCCUUUCAUUAGUAUCCCUGCAGUAGCAAUCCUGUCCAACUCUUCUCCCUGAAAAGAGUAGGACCUCGCCAUACUCGUAGCAUUCCUUGAAAACCAAUUAAGCUUAUGGUCACGUUCCAAAGCCACUCCAGAUUUGUUUUGUGUUAAUACCUAGCAUUGAAGUUUCAGUUUGGGGAAAAUCGGAUGAAUAACCUCACCUACUCUCUCCAGACCCACAUUACCUGGAUGAAUAACCUCACCUACUCUCUCCAGACCCACAUUACCUGGAUGAAUAACCUCACCUACUCUCUCCAGACCCACAUUACCUGGAUGAAUAACCUCACCUACUCUCUCCAGACCCACAUUACCUGGAUGAAUAACCUCACCUACUCUCUCCAGACCCACAUUACCUGGAUGAAUAACCUCACCUACUCUCUCCAGACCCACAUUACCUGGAUGAAUAACCUCACCUACUCUCUCCAGACCCACAUUACCUGGAUGAAUAACCUCACCUACUCUCUCCAGACCCACAUUACCUGGAUGAAUAACCUCACCUACUCUCUCCAGACCCACAUUACCUGGAUGAAUAACCUCACCUACUCUCUCCAGACCCACAUUACCUGGAUGAAUAACCUCACCUACUCUCUCCAGACCCACAUUACCUGGAUGAAUAACCUCACCUACUCUCUCCAGACCCACAUUACCUUGAUGAAUAACCUCACCUACUCUCUCCAGACCCACAUUACCUGGAUGAAUAACCUCACCUACUCUCUCCAGACCCACAUUACCUGGAUGAAUAACCUCACCUACUCUCUCCAGACCCACAUUACCUGGAUGAAUAACCUCACCUACUCUCUCCAGACCCACAUUACCUGGAUGAAUAACCUCACCUACUCUCUCCAGACCCACAUUACCUUGACAAUGAAAGUUUUUUUUGCCCAGUUAUCUCUAGACGUCCCAGAAUUUGAAGGCAGUGGGCUAAAAGACACGAAAUUUGGCACUUGGUUAUGUCCUAGCCGCCCGGGUACUAGCGUUGGGAUCUUGCAAACCAGUGUGUCGUGCUUCUUCCUGACUCCUCUGACAAUACGACAGGGCACAUUCCUAAGGAAAUGGGUAAGCUCGCUAACACUCUGCGACCGAGUGAUGACGAACCUCUGAACUAAACUAAGGAAAUGGUUUAAUAAUAAUGACAAAUUCGGGACCUGUGUUUGGAAGAAGAUAAAAGAAAAAUACCCGUUGGGUGUUCUUUAUUUUGUGGCUCCUGUUUUAGUUGGUAUUUGUUUCUGUUGUUGUGUUGUUGUGUUGUUUUGGAAAAUGGGCAGUUAAUGAAGCUAUACCAGGAUUAAUGGUAUUGGCUGUCCCGUGUCCCGUGUGGCUCAGUUGGUAGAGCACGGUGUUUGCAAAUGCCAGGGUUGUGGGUUCGAUUCCCACACGGGGACCAGUACGGGACCAGUACGGAGAAAAACAUGUAUGAAAUGUAUGCAUUCACUACUGUAAGUCGCUCUGGAUAAGAGCGUCUGCUAAAAUGACUAAAAUGUAUAUGAUGAUUAUAACUAUGGCACUGAUGACGGUCCUCAUUAUGAUCCUCCCGUGUUCCCCGACGGUUCUGAUGACGGUCCUCAUUAUGAUCCUCCCGUGUUUCCCCCGACAGUUCUGAUGACGGUCCUCAUUAUGAUCCUCCCGUUUUCCCCCGACGGUUCUGAUGACGGUCCUCAUUACGAUCCUCCCGUGUUUCCCCCGACGGUUCUGAUGACGGCCCUCAUUAUGAUCCUCCCAUGUUUCCCCCGACGUUUCUGAUGACGGUCCUCAUUAUGAUCCUCCCGUGUUUCCCCCGACGGUUCUGAUGACGGCCCUCAUUAUGAUCCUCCCGUGUUUCCCCCGAUGGUUCUGAUGACGGUCCUCAUUAUGAUCCUCCCGUGUUUCCCCCGACGGUUCUGGUGAUUAUUAUUCUACCUAUGUGGGAAGGUUUUAAAACUCCAGAAAUCCAACGGUAAAUUCUGAUACGUUUGUGGGACGAGAUAGUCUCAAAAGGGAGGAAUGUAAGGGGUGAUAAGGGAGGUCUGUAGGAAACCACGUCAUCACUGCCAUAUAACGCCUUCCCUGUGACUCAGUUGGUAGAGCAUGGUGUUUGCAACGCCAGAAUGGUGUGUGCAACGCCAGAGUUGUGGGUUCGAUUC
This is a messenger RNA of Salmo salar (Atlantic salmon), 4584 nucleotides long. NCBI's taxonomy places the organism in Eukaryota, Metazoa, Chordata, Actinopteri, Salmoniformes, Salmonidae. The record is from RefSeq and is a predicted model, not a curated record.